AUGCCCCAGCCAGCCCAGAAGACAGUGGUCUUCCUCAAGACGCACAAGACUGCAAGUUCCACUUUCCAGAACAUCAUCUACCGCUUUGGCGAGAAGCACAACCUAACGUUCGCCUUCCCCACCCGGGGAAAUCAGUUCAACUACCCACAACUCUUCAAACGCACAUUUGUGGCCCAGCACCUCCACGGAAAUCAUGUUUGCUAUGACAUAGUCUGCAACCACAUGCGCUUUCUGGUGGAAGAGGUGGCAAGCGUCGUUAAACCGAACGCUAUGUACCUGUCAAUUGUACGUCAACCAGAGAAAAGCUUUGAGUCCGGGUUCUACUACUUCCAGAACUAUGCGAAAGCUUUCAGAGCAGCAGCAAAAAAGAGCAAGGGAAAAGACCCAUUGAGGACUUUUCUUGAGAAUCCUGAGAGGUUUUAUGUUCCAUCAAAGCAGUCCGCAGCCUAUGUGAAGAAUCCUAUUGCAUUUGAUUUCGGAUUGGACUCGAACGCUGAUGUGUCAAGUGACACAUUCCGCGCGGAGUUAGAACGAGUGGACGCCAUUUUCCAUCUCGUGAUGAUCGCUGAUCGAUUCGAUGAGUCGGUCAUUUUAGCGAAGGAGAUGUUGCAUUGGGAUAUGGACGAUAUCGUCUACUUGUCCUUAAACAAGCGACAAGUAUCCAGUAAAACUGGCAACAGCACACUCCAGGGGACUCACCCCACGUUAUCCAAAUUAAUAAGGCGUUGGAACGCAUUAGAUGUCGCCCUAUACGAUCACUUUUACAAUCGCUUUCAACGCCACGUAGAUGCCUUUGGCAAGGAGCGCAUGCGCAGUGAAGUGGAUACCCUGAAAAAGAUGUGUAAUAUCUGGCGAGAGCUGUGUGUGGAGGAUGAGGUGGAAGCGAGUAAGAUAAACGAGAAAAUGCUGAAGCCAUACAUGCCCGGGGUAGUAAAAAUCCUGGGCUACAGAAUAAAGGAGGGAUUAGAUCAAGACACACGGGAGCAGUGCCUCCGACUGUUGAUGCCUGAGCUCAAAUUCCACGAAAUGCUCUUCGCGAAGCAACAGAGCCAUAAGGGGAGAUGAUGGGAAGCUCACUUUGCCCUCAAUGUCCACAUCUUCACACUGUGCCACUGACACCAUUUGAUGUACAUGCACGCUGGAUUCUUCAUUGCCCUGUGAUUUUUGUACAUUCUACAGCAA
Messenger RNA from Petromyzon marinus (sea lamprey), 1182 nucleotides. RefSeq names its product galactosylceramide sulfotransferase-like. Gene Ontology annotation, biological process: glycolipid biosynthetic process. Gene Ontology annotation, molecular function: galactosylceramide sulfotransferase activity. Lineage: Eukaryota; Metazoa; Chordata; Hyperoartia; Petromyzontiformes; Petromyzontidae. Gene Ontology annotation, cellular component: membrane. The record is from RefSeq and is a predicted model, not a curated record.